Molecule: messenger RNA, 236 nt
Organism: Dentiscutata erythropus
Lineage: Eukaryota; Fungi; Glomeromycota; Glomeromycetes; Diversisporales; Gigasporaceae
Source: the annotation of a GenBank genome assembly
UUGAUUUUGAUUUCCUGGAAACACAUUCAACUACUACUCAUUCUUUCUUUUUAGUUGAUUUUGAUUUUCUGGAAACACAUUCAACUACCACUCAUUCUUUUUUUUCAGUUUUUUUUCUUCAUCGCUUUUCGUUUGAAAUUGCAUUUCCGGCUUUAGAUAGCUACUAUUUAAUCGUAGUUGAUUUUGAUUUUCUAGAAACACAUUCAACUACCACUCAUUCUUUCUUUUUAGAUAAG